Hirundo rustica (Barn swallow) is the source of this 3279-nucleotide messenger RNA. RefSeq names its product zinc finger and BTB domain containing 8A (gene ZBTB8A). Lineage: Eukaryota; Metazoa; Chordata; Aves; Passeriformes; Hirundinidae. Gene Ontology annotation, molecular function: protein binding; RNA polymerase II cis-regulatory region sequence-specific DNA binding; DNA-binding transcription factor activity, RNA polymerase II-specific. The transcript is spliced from 4 exons. The record is from RefSeq and is a predicted model, not a curated record. The coding region runs from base 119 to 1561 and encodes 480 amino acids. Gene Ontology annotation, biological process: regulation of transcription by RNA polymerase II.
GGCACGGCGAGCCCCGAGGCGGGGCCGGGGAUCCCGCAGCCACCGCCCGCUCCCCCCGGCUCGGCGGCAGCCGCCCGCAGCUCCCCGCCGAGCAACGUUUUGUUUCACCUUUUCUGGGAUGGAGAUUUCUUCCCACCAGUUUCACCUCUUGCAGCAACUAAAUGAGCAGCGCAGGCAGGACUUGUUCUGCGACUGCAACAUCCUGGUGGAGGGCAAGGUCUUCAAAGCCCAUCGCAAUGUGCUGUUUGCCAGCAGCGGCUACUUCAAAAUGCUCCUUUCGCAGAGCUCGAAGGAGACGAGUCAGUCCACGACAGCCACUUUCCAGGCCUUUUCUCCCGACACCUUCACAGUUAUCCUAGAUUUUGUGUAUUCAGGCAAACUGUCCCUCACUGGGCAGAAUGUCAUCGAAGUCAUGUCAGCCGCCAGCUAUCUGCAGAUGACCGAUGUGAUCAGCGUGUGUAAAACCUUCAUAAAGUCGUCGCUGGACAUCAGCGAGAAGGAGAAGGAUCGCUACUUCAGCCUGUCAGACAAAGAUGUGAGUUCCAACGGCGUGGACCGAUCCUGCGUGUACAGCGGAGGGUGGAGGGCAGAGAACAGCCCCCCGCAUUCCCACUCGAGCCCAGACCCUGGGACUUGUAUGAUGGGCGGGAACGCUUGGAGCAGUUUCAACUAUUACCCCACCUCUCAAAGAAAUGCCCAGCAGCAGCUGUCCAAGCAUGAGCAGCGGCAGGAUUCCAUCAAGAAAUCCCGGCACCUGGGGCUGCAGCAGCCUUCUGACAUCCCCCACUAUAAAUCAAGCAAGCUGGAGGACAGGGCUGCCGAGCCCGCCGGCCACGCUGCGCCGGCUGAGGAGCAAGUUCACAUCGACACGGAGGUGGAAGCUCCUCACGUGGGCUUCCAGUUCGGCCAAGGGGCUGAGGUGAUGCCCAGGGGCUUGGCAGUGCCGCAGCAGGAGCACGAGUCACCCCGCUCCUCCGGUAAAUCCAAGUCCUCCAAAGCUGAGGAGCAGUACGGGAGCAUGCCCUCCAUCCUGGGAGUGAUGGGGAACUGGGCUGAAGAUGACCUGGCCAGGAUGAGGUUCAAGUGUCCAUUCUGCAGCCACGUGGUGAAGAGAAAAGCUGACCUCAAGCGUCACCUUCGCUGUCACACGGGAGAGCGGCCGUACCCCUGCGAGGCGUGUGGGAAGAGAUUCAGCAGGCUGGAUCACCUCAGCAGCCAUUUUCGAACUAUCCACCAGGCGUGCAAGCCCAUCUGCAGGAAGUGCAAGCGCCAUGUGACCGAGCUGACGGGACAGGUGGUGCAGGAGGGGACCCGGCGCUACAGACUCUGCAACGAGUGCCUGGCCGAGGCUGGAAUUGACAGUAUCCGCAUUGACUUGGAGGCUGAGGCGCCUCUGGAAUUCCCACAGGACGGGGACAAGGAUUCCAGGUGGCACUACGGGGAGGACAACAGGUCCGACGUGGAGAUCGUGGAGGACGGCUCGACCGACCUGGUCAUCCAGCAAGUGGACGACAGCGAGGAUGAAGCGGAGGAGAAGGAAGUGAAACCGAAUAUUAGGUAGUUGGAAGACAAGGAUUGGGAAUUCCGUGGAAGAGGGAGAGUUUGUACUGUGACUCUGCCAGCUGGUGGUGAUCCUACAGAGACACGUGGUUGAACAGGUCCAGACUUGCAUGUAUUUAUGGACACGUCAUUGAGGCCAUGCUGGUUUGUUAGCAGAAGCCCCGUGUGUUGUUUCGUUUAAAAGGAAUCCGUCCUGAAAUCAUGGAUAAACAAGGAAACUGCAGUGUUACCUGGGUAAUUUUUAUAGCAGGCAAGGGGGCACAUCUCAAAGCCUCUUGCAAGGGAGUGAGGUCUAAAUACUUCUAAAAAGUCACAGAUUAUUGUAAAUUGCCCUUUUUUACACUUGUGGAGAGGUGGGGUUUAUUUCAUUGGGCGGUAAACAAAACCAGACAACCUCUCUUGAGUGUUCAGAAGUGAAGAGAAUCUUCCAUGAAAUUUCAUGAAAUCUUCAUGUUAUGAUAAGGAAAAAGGCAGCUAAUUAAGAAAGAGCAUUUAAAAUGUUUUGGCACUUUUGUCUGGAAAAGGACUUCUGUAAAAUUUAUUAGGAUGGGGUGAAUCUUUAGUAGAUCAUAUGUUCAAGACCUACUUCUUUAAAAGGAAAUAAGCACAUAAAUGCUUAACACAUCAGAGACAAACUGAUUAAAAAUUUGGAUCAUUAAUUGAUGCCAGUAAAUGUUUUAGUCUCAAAAUUAGGAUCUCAGACUGGGCUGUUUUAAUUAGCACUAUUAAAAUACUCUUUUUUAAUAUAUUUUGAAAAAGUGCCCAGACAUGAUGGGAUUUUUGGGGGGCGCAGGGCCAGGAGUUGGACUUGGACGAUCCUUGUGGGUCCCCUCCAGCUCAGGAUAUUGAAUUCUGUGCACCUUUUCCUUUUCCAGUGUGUACCAGUGACAUCAAGAUGUGCUGGAAGUUCUAGACACCGUAUUUGUGUCACUUCACCCACAAUUAGGCUACAGAGAUGAGUAAUGAAGAGAUUCUACUCCUCUGACAAAAGAAGCUCCUUGGUUUCGUUGCUUAGUGAGUUUCUCUUACCCAGCACUGUCAACAGGAGAGGAGCAGCAGAUGCUCCUGGGUCCUGUUGCUCUGCAUUCCUUGGACAGACCUGAGUGUUGUUCUAAUUCUUGGGAUCAUGGAACUCAAUGGCUGUAGACUUAGAAAAUUAUACAUAUAUUUUUUUUCUUUUUUACAGCUUUGUAAGCAUGUUUGGCUGAACCCCCGGGUUUCUUACACAACAAUCCCAUAUAUAUAUAUAUAUAUGUAUACUAUAUAAUCUUUUCCCAGGGACAGCUAAAAAGUCACUAUUUUAUUUUUAGUUGUGUAAAACUGUAUAACUUCCUUGUAUCAUCAUGACCAGAGAGUGCAGCGUUUUCAUUCCAGGCUGCAGGUGACCAACUUGACCAACAAAUAACCACUUGAGAACUUUAUGCUAAAUUCAGUGUAAGCAUUAAGCACCCUCCUCUCCAUGGGAAGCAUCCCAAGGAUACAAGAAAUGGUGUUUUAUUGUUCCUACAAAAAUUAUCAUUUAUUGGCUUAGGUGUAGGGAGGGGGUGACUUAGAAAUCUUUGUGAUGACCCAGAUGAAAACAUCUUAAACAAGACUUACACUCGAUUUUAUGGGACACUUGGUCAGCAGCCCAAAAAUGGACUUGAUGUGAAAACAGACAUUUAAUUUCUUGGAGCUUUUAAACUCCUAAAAUGCCUGUUCUCAAAUGGCUAAGAAAUA